This is a messenger RNA of Coffea eugenioides, 1174 nucleotides long. Its product is annotated as stromal cell-derived factor 2-like protein. The transcript is spliced from 5 exons. The coding region runs from base 554 to 922 and encodes 122 amino acids. NCBI's taxonomy places the organism in Eukaryota, Viridiplantae, Streptophyta, Magnoliopsida, Gentianales, Rubiaceae. The record is from RefSeq and is a predicted model, not a curated record.
GCUCAAAAUUUUCAUUUUCCGGCUCCACCAUUUCCAGCCCCCCUCCCCCUCUCUUUGUCUCUAUUGGUUUGGGUAUCGACGCCACCGUCCUCAACUCCUCCCUCUACAUUGUCGACGGAGAGUAGCGGGUUGUCCUCUUCGACCGGUUCCGCGGUGUCAUCGAUGACACCAUUGGAGAGGGUACUCACUUCCUCAUCCCCUGGCUCCAAAAGCCCUUCAUCUUUGACAUUCGUACCCGUCCCCACACGAUUCCGAUUACGAUUAGCCCCACCUUCAUCUUCAUCAUUAGGAUCUUCCAAGCAUCAGAGCCUGUGAUUGGAGCUCUGAUUUCCAUAAAGCUUCAACCGUGGCUCCCUCAGGCAGCCAACAGCAGCAUCAGCAACAAAAUCUCUCUCGAAGGAAACCCACUUCCGGGUCAUCAUCUUUUUCUUCUUCGUAUUCGGCUCAACAAAUUUCUCCCCCGACUCGAAUAGUUUAUCGAGAACCGUCUUCCAAGUCCGAUCUCAGUUUGCUCUUUUGGCAAACUACCUGGUUCAUUGGCUUACUUUUACUAAUGGCAAUCUCAUUUUUCGGUCUCGCCAUUUUCCUUUUUCUUACCCUUGACUCCGAUUUCACCUCUUCCCUCGUCUCUGCCACUUCUGAAGGCAUCCAGAUUACUUAUGGGUCAGUGACCAAGUUGAUGCAUGGGAGAACAAAGUUUAGGCUGCAUUCGCAUGAUGUACCAUAUGGCUCUGGUAGUGGGCAGCAGUCCGCCACUGGUUUUCCCAACGUUGAUGACUCAAACAGCUAUUGGAUUGUUAGACCUGUAUCAGAUACCAAUGCCCAACAAGGGGAUACAAUCAAAGGUGGUACCAUCAUCAGGCUGCAACACAUGAGGACCAGAAAAUGGUUACAUAGCCACAUGCUAAAUAUUCAUAAUUGAUUCUACAAUAAUGUACUGCCUUGGUUCCGGUAGCAUUUGAUAGAAGAACUUUCAGCCUACAAGAUACAAGUGAGCUGUUGAGAGUCGAUUGACUUUCUUGAUGUGUAAUUCAUGUCGUGUAAAUGAACGCUAGUUACGCUUUUAGCUCCUUCUCAUUAGCUUACCAUUUGUCAGGCAUGUCUGGAUAUCUGUACGGACUUCUUGUUGCCAUUAACCUUACUAGUCAUGAGCUCAUCUGUUAUAUAUGAAUCA